AUGUCCUGGCGCUUGAGGACAUCCAGUGUGAUGCAGACCAUCAACGAUUGGGAGGAAAUCCCUGGAAUCGACAAGGUCAUCGAGCACGCCAAGAGACCCCUCGAGCUGAAGCAGCCCCUGCGGAACCUGAACGACUUGUUCUACGAGUCCCAGCCGGAGGAACUGCCAUGGAUCCGCACCGAGUGCGUGAUCGACGUGGUUCAGGGCGCCGCCUAUUUGGGGCAAGCAGUGGUCUUCCUGUACAAGGCCAUUGACUAUGAUGGACUCAAAUGCCCCAACAACUCCCCAGUCGGCUGCGCUGCAAGUGUCGCGGGUUUCAUCACCUCCAUCACCUGGAUCGCCUCGUACCUCUCCUUCGCGGCCAACGCCUGUGGUGCCGCCGUCAACUCGGGCGCCCUCUGCGCGGGAGACUGGACGGCCCUCAUGGCGAACUUUGGUGAGAUGGCGACC
This is a messenger RNA of Durusdinium trenchii, 450 nucleotides long. Lineage: Eukaryota; Dinophyceae; Suessiales; Symbiodiniaceae. The record is from the annotation of a GenBank genome assembly.